CGACUCCCACAAUAAAGUAUUAGGGAGCUAGCUCCGUUUCAGUUCCCCGGUGAAUAGUAGUACACAGAAAAAAAAAAAAAACUGAUAGAUAAUUGAGGGCCGACCCCGACGAAAGUAGGGGAAAGCAAAGCGGGAUGCUUUGGGCUGCCCUCUCUGGAGUUAGGUCUGAUUGAUUACUGUACGACUUUCUUUUGUAUUCCGAAACAAAGAUCUCCAUCUCCAUCUCCACUUGUGCUCAGCAACAUCACCUGCGCUUCAGCUCAGCUCAGCUCGCUGGUUGAUCUAGUGGUUUUAUGCUGCAAUUACCGCGUAAUCUAAUCUAUGUUUCUCAAUUAGAAGGAAUUGGGAUUGAAACCUGGUCAUCUUCAGCUGCUGCUGCUCAUCUAUCCCUACCUACCAAGAGUUUUUAUCCUGCUUGCUUUCUUUGCAUGUGUCUUUUUCUGGGUGGGGGUCUCCUUUUGCAAUUCAAUGCAAUAUCAACCGUAACACAAAGCAAAAGAGGAGAAAAGAAAGAUAGAAAGAAAUAAUAUGCAGAAGAGUGGGAUUAUUUCCAAUUCCAAGAAUAAUUUGAGAGUGACGACGCCUCAGCAGUCUCUUCGGCGACUGGGAUUGUGCUCCCAAAUAGCUACUGCUACUGGGGGCCAGCACUCCCCGAUUGUCUUCCCUGAGAAACAGAAACGGCACAAGAUCAAGGCAGCUUCCAAGACUCCACCUACCCCUACCCCUGCUGAUGAUCCCAACAUAGUUAAGGCCUUAGACCACAGGAUUGACAUUCCGGCUUCUGCUGCUGGAGAUGAGAAGUCUGAUUUGUUGGGUUAUGCCGUCUUUUCCGGGAAAUUAGUUUUGGACAAAAGAAAAACCAGCAGUAUAAACACUACUUCUACUGAUGCUCAACAACAACAAACCUCCUCUUCUUCUAAUGAUAUUACCAACCAGGAAGCUGUUGAUGCUAAGCUUACCAGCAGGGCUUUAAUUUGGGGUUCUCACAUGCUGCAUCUUGACGAUGUUAUCUCAGUUUCAUACAAUGUUGGUCUCAGACAUUUCACCGUGCAUUCUUAUCCCUUGAAAAAAGGUUCCUGUGGCCUUUCUUGUUUUAUGAAACCUCGAAGAAGCCGGAAGGACUUUCGAUUCUUGGCUUCUAGCAUAGAAGAGGCAGUUCAGUGGGUUGGCGGGUUUGCGGAUCAGCAGUGCUAUGUGAAUUGCUUGCCUCAUCCGUUGCUAUCUUCUAAGAAGCAGGCUUCUUCAGAAUUACUUCCAAUUGAUACUCCUCCUGAAUUAAUUUUCAAAUGCAAGAGUCCCCCAAAAAUGCUUGUCAUAUUAAAUCCACGAUCUGGACGUGGCCGUUCAAGUAAGGUUUUUCACGCUGUCGUUGAACCUAUAUUUAAGCUUGCAGGUUUCAAACUGGAGGUAGUCAAAACAACAUCUGCAGGUCAUGCUAGGAAACUUGCCUCAAGUGUUGACAUCAGCACUUGUCCUGAUGGAAUCAUUUGUGUUGGGGGCGACGGAAUUAUUAAUGAGGUUCUAAAUGGUUUACUUAGUAGAGACAACCAAAAAGAAGGAAUUUCCAUACCAAUUGGAAUUGUACCCGCUGGUUCUGAUAAUUCAUUAGUUUGGACUGUUCUUGGAGUUAGAGAUCCAGUUUCUGCGGCAAUAGCCAUUGUCAAGGGGGGUCUUACUGCUACAGAUGUUUUUGCUGUUGAGUGGAUUCAGACUGGUGUCAUUCACUUUGGGAUGACAGUCUCAUAUUAUGGUUUUGUGAGUGAUGUGUUGGAGCUCUCUGAGAAAUAUCAAAAGCGCUUUGGUCCUCUGCGUUAUUUUGUUGCUGGCUUUCUCAAAUUCUUAUGCCUACCAAAGUACAGCUAUGAAGUUGAGUAUCUUCCAGCAUUAAACGAGGAUCUGGAAGGAAAACUCUCAGCUGAAAGGGAAGUAGUUGACAUGUCGGAACUAUACACAGACAUUAUGAGGAGAUCAAACACAGAUGGGAUUCCAAGAGCCUCGAGUUUAUCUAGUAUCGAUUCCAUUAUGACUCCUACUCGAAUGUCUGGAGACUUGGAUGCAACCUGCAGUAGCAAUCAUGCUACCAUUGAACCAUCUGAGUACGUGCGUGGCCUAGAUCCUAAAUCAAAACGACUUUCAAUGGGAAGGAACAAUAUAACUGCAGAGCCAGAAGUUAUUCAUCCACAGCCACCUCUGUCAUCAACUCCAAAUUGGCCAAGGACCCGCUCUAAGUCGAGGACAGAUAAAGGAUGGACUGGAUUGACAGCCACACAUGAUGCCUCCAGAUCUUCUUGGGGCAAUGCUGGAACAAAUGAUAGAGAGGAUAUAUCAUCCACUCUGUCCGAUCCGGGUCCAAUUUGGGAUGCUGAACCCAAGUGGGACACCGAACCUAAUUGGGAUGUGGAAAAUCCUAUUGAAUUGCCGGGGCCAUCAGAUGAUGUGGAAGCAGGAAGAAAGGAAGUUGUUCCUAGGUAUGAAGAUAAAUGGGUUGUUACAAAGGGUCAGUUUCUUGGUAUUCUGGUUUGCAAUCAUGCUUGCAGAACUGUUCAGAGUUCCCAAGUAGUGGCACCAAAAGCUGAGCAUGAUGACAACACCUUGGAUAUGCUCCUAGUUCAUGGAAGUGGGCGGUUAAGGCUAUUGAGAUUUUUCAUGUUGCUGCAGAUGGGUAGACACCUUUCACUGCCAUAUGUGGAAAAUGUCAAGGUGAAGUCAGUGAAGAUUAAGGCAUCAGGAAAGCACGGCCAUAAUGGUUGUGGUAUUGAUGGAGAGCUUUUUCCACUUAAUGGACAAGUGAUUUCUUCUUUGCUUCCAGAACAGUGCAGACUUAUCGGUCGCUCCCUUAGCCAUCAAGUCUAAGUCUGACUAUCAUACCAUACCAUGUAUCUUCUUUUGCACCUCCCUCUAUUGGAUUGGAUGCUAGCUAGGGCAUCUUUCCUAUUCACGUACCGAAUAUGCAAGAUUAUCUAUCCAUAUACCAACUAGAAAACCUUCUUCUGCACUAUUUUCUUCUGUUUGACCCUUAGCCCUUGUACCCACCCCACCUUAUUAUAACAGAUGAAGCGCCUGUAAAUUUUUUUGUUUGGCAAUGUUUGUUUAUCUGUUGUUGUUUAUUGGUUUUUCUUUCUUAUUUCAUUUUCGGAUGGAUCAUGAUCAUGUAACCUUGCCCCUUGUUUGCUAUCUGGUGCGAGCUGCUUGUGUAUUUACGAUUCGGGUACUCCAUUUUUCUGUGACCAGUCAAUAUUUGUUUUCUUUUGUAA
Prunus avium (sweet cherry) is the source of this 3254-nucleotide messenger RNA. It is a transcript of the gene LCBK1, whose product is annotated as long-chain base (LCB) kinase 1. Gene Ontology annotation, molecular function: ceramide kinase activity. NCBI's taxonomy places the organism in Eukaryota, Viridiplantae, Streptophyta, Magnoliopsida, Rosales, Rosaceae. The record is from RefSeq and is a predicted model, not a curated record. Gene Ontology annotation, biological process: ceramide metabolic process; phosphorylation.